GCAGCAAGUUAGUCGUGAAUUGGUGCACCGGCGUUGAUGGCGCAUGUUUCGUUUUUGCUCGCAAGCGUGAACUUUUUUCUCUGCUCCCUGUGCUGAUAAAGCAACGAGGAUUGGGUAGGAGAGAAAAAAUAUCGAUUUUUCAUAGUGGAUUUGUGCCUAUUGCGCUGUGUAGCGUACUUUUUAAUAGUGGAAGUAAAACAAGAUAAAAUUUAGCUUUGGAAGGUAAAAAUAUGGACGUUUGAACGAAUGUUUACACACCAGAGCUAUGAGUGCACGCCCUAAACGUAGUACAUCGGACGGAAAUUCGUUUAACAUGUGGGUGUCUACUAAUAAAGUGUUGAUAGGUUCAGUGGGUGGCCCCAAGAAGCCACAUCUUCGCAAUCCCAACUUUGAUUUUGAAGAAACCAAGUUGUUGAUUUCACUAUGGGGAGAUCCUCAAGUUCAGAAGACUUUGGUGACAUCUCACAAGAAACACCCAGUGAUUGCCCAGUUGGCAGAAAAAAUGCGAGAAUAUGGAUACAAUCGAUCACCUGAAGAGGUGAACACAAGGAUCAAGAAUGUCAAAUGCUUCUAUAAUCGCGUCAAAAAGGAUCAUGAUGCUGGCAUAGUCACGUCGUGGAAGCAUUUCCAAGCCAUGGAUGAAAUUAUGAGCCGUCCAAUAUUUGGUAACAAUCAUCAGCAGUCCAGUUCCGAAGCUGGUCCAUCGAAUGAUGAUAAUGCAUCAACUGAUCAGGUGCAAGUAAAACUAGAACCGAGUGCUGAUGAUGAUAAAGAAAUAAGAACUGAAGAGUUACUUAAAAAUGCCGAACAGAUUGAGCUUAAAGAGCCCAAUUUAUUGAUACCAAAAGACGAACCAAUGGAUGAGGAUGACGACGAUCCUAAUGAUCCAGACUUUGAAAAUGAUGGAGACGACGAGGAUGAUAGUAUAAGCGAUGAUAGCGAUGAGUCGGAUUUCGACAUCGACGAUGAACGUAGGAAAGCACGCUUACGUAGACGAACAUCGCGUAAGCUAUCCAAAGCGAAUACCCAAACCAAUAAACCAACCAGCACACCGGUGACAUCUUCUGCCGUCGUCUCAGUGGUAACAUGUGCCCCAACUACCACGAUGCCGACUAUAACUACCGUCCCAACGCCGAGUAAGCCUCCUGGGACUAUAAAAAUAAUCAAUUACACGGGAAACUCUGGAAUCAACAUCUCCACAAUCGUUCCAAAUCAGAAUAUGAUCACUCAAUCUUCAGGCCAAAAUGUAACCAUUGUCCCUGGAGCUGCCAACACCACUUCAACUACACCAGGAAAAAUAUCUCUUGUACCUACCAAUUUCCUUCUAAAACCACAGGCCCCGAAGAUCAACUUCAACUCCCCAAUUCAACUCUACACUAAACCAACUGUAUCCAUCGCCAACAACGCGACCAUAUCGGCUGCUUCAACUCCGGCCUCUAGUGCUGUUCAACCAAUGAAACUUCUCUUCGUCAACACGGCUGGAAGUCAGAAGCAACAAAUUAUAACUCCUUCGAAGCACAUCUACACAACCACUCCAACACCGUUAGUUAAAACAACCCCAGCGACUCAGAUAGCUAUCCAACCCAAACCAGUAAUAACUUCAACGACAAGCCUUAUGGCAAUCCCCCAAAAGAAGCCUGAUCCUCCUCCACCAGUAGCGGUUGCACCUGCUGCUCCCAAAAAAUCAGGAAUCAAAUCUUUGCUUGGACAAUUGGUGUCCAUCCAGCGUGAAAAUUUGGCCCUAUCACGCAGCAGGAUAAAUGUUGAGAGAGAAAGAUUCAACAAUGAGAAACAAAUUGUCUGCUCACUUGUUGAAGCACUGAACGACUUGAACAACAUGCUGCAAGGUUUUAGCAGCACUGUGAAUAUCGGCGAUGAUUUUGGUUGCGGUACACCUCCACCUGCCACUAAUGAGUCCGAUGGUGCCGAUUCCAGAAUGAAUGAUAUUAGUCAGGAAAUGCUACCGGUUAGUGGAUUGAUUCCGGUAGUUGAUACCAUCAAAGCGGAAGUUAUCAGUGAUUCGGACUGAAGAAACCAAUGCGUUCCCAUCUCGAAAUACUCUAGUCAAAGGUCUCGUAAUUUAUUUCUAGGAAUACGUUUUCAGCGAUUGUCAAAUGCUCAAACAUGACUUGAAGUUAGCUACGAAUGUGGUACAAAAUAAUUGCAAUUAAAUACCAAAAAUCUGCAA
Messenger RNA from Aedes aegypti (yellow fever mosquito), 2188 nucleotides. Its product is annotated as actin cytoskeleton-regulatory complex protein pan1. The coding region runs from base 266 to 2029 and encodes 587 amino acids. NCBI's taxonomy places the organism in Eukaryota, Metazoa, Arthropoda, Insecta, Diptera, Culicidae. The transcript is spliced from 2 exons. Gene Ontology annotation, cellular component: nuclear body. Gene Ontology annotation, biological process: positive regulation of DNA-templated transcription. The record is from RefSeq and is a predicted model, not a curated record.